CCUUUGUGGUUUGUGGAAAAAAGCAACAAAUUCUGCAAAUCAAAGGCAAAAUGAAACCAGCAUAGAAGAAGUAAUAAAUAAAAAAUCUGAGGGAAGAAGGGGGCCAUGGGGAAUCCUAUAUUAUCAUCCCUUCCACUUAAACUAGCUUUCAUUCUAUCUUUCUCACUAACUUCAUCUUCUUCAUUUCCAUUUUCCCAAAACAAUAAUAAUUUCCAAAAUAAUAACAACUCAACUCGAAAAUCCAAUUCCAAAAAACCCAUCUCCGCAACAGCCGGAGACAUACUGUCACUUUUAGGAACACCCCAACAAGCUUCAUCUGUCAACCCUCAAGUUGCUGCGGAACUAAAAUCUUGCUUCAAGUUUCUUGUUCCUUGUACACCCAUUGUCAAUUCAGCUGCAACUGAUUUCGGACCACGCCGAAUGUUGCGUAAUUCGGAACGACGUCGUCGGGAUAGCGAAAAUGAGCUGGUUUGGUCACCGCCGGUGCCUGUGUUGGAAAUUGCUCGACUUGCUUUUGAGGCUGGUGGUGAUGGAAGGUUUCUUGAUUUUACACUUGAUCCCACCAUUAUCAAUGUACCUGAUGUUGAAGGAUCAAACGAAUGUAAAUGUCAGCUUACAAGAACUCCUUACGGAAGGCGCUUUAUAAACGAGGAAUUGAAUACAUACAUGGAAUUUUUGUUCAAACUUAUACUUGCACGUGGUCCUGAAGUUGGAUUGGAUGUAUCACUAAAUCGAUAUGACUUCUUUCAUGGCCAUCUUUUUAUUGCGGCCAAUGGAAGAGUUGGCAUUUUGUUCCAUGCUAAAGAAUACCCGGCAUAUGACAAAGAAGUGUUCCCAUACAACAUGGGUUAUUGCCAAAAGGGCUCUAACGUGACUUAUGAUAAGUCCAUGAAUCUGCGGAACAUUUUGUGGCUAGCACCUUUUCCAAGUAACUCCACGAGUGACUGGUCUGCACCUGGAGUGCUGGUAGUAUUGGAUGCUCGUCCUGGAGGAAUCAUCUAUCGAGAUAUCAUACCUGCAUAUGUAAAGUAUGCAAGAACAAUAUAUGAAGAGUAUUUUGGUGAUAAUGUAGUUGAUGUUAACUACCUAAAUGUCGGAGCUGCAGAGCCCAACUAUCAGCUAUUCAUUUGUUAAUACUUGAACCUUGGCAGGUGCAUUUCGAUAUGGCUACUCAAAAAUUUAAGAACAUGGCGGUAAAAACGUACUUGUUUGAUACGAGUAGAAGUUUGAUAAUCAUCUGGAACUAUUCUGGGCAGCAGAAGAAGUGAAUUCACAUAUAUUUUUAACAAUGUAACUUUAGUGAUAAGGCUGAUGAGCUGAGAAUUUCGAACUUCUAAAUGUAUCAUUCAUCAUGAUUACGGCAGCAACUGCAAUAUAGGACAUGUGUUUGUAGAAAAAGAUUAUCCUUGUCUGCGUUUUCAUGUCGGUAAAUAUCCGCAUGAUUCAUGAAAAGAUAUGACAUGCGUUUCUUGA
This is a messenger RNA of Erigeron canadensis, 1473 nucleotides long. RefSeq lists its product as uncharacterized. The coding region runs from base 106 to 1134 and encodes 342 amino acids. The transcript has 8 exons. The record is from RefSeq and is a predicted model, not a curated record. NCBI's taxonomy places the organism in Eukaryota, Viridiplantae, Streptophyta, Magnoliopsida, Asterales, Asteraceae.